Fomitiporia mediterranea MF3/22 is the source of this 999-nucleotide messenger RNA. RefSeq lists its product as uncharacterized. The transcript is spliced from 4 exons. NCBI's taxonomy places the organism in Eukaryota, Fungi, Basidiomycota, Agaricomycetes, Hymenochaetales, Hymenochaetaceae. The annotation marks the transcript as partial. The record is from RefSeq and is a predicted model, not a curated record.
AUACUUUCACUGUUUUUUCGGCCAGUGAAGCGUAAGAAAGCAGUCAAAAUUGGUGCAGGAACACGUCGUGCUUGUCUAGAGCGUAAUCAGUCUGAAGUAGUCAUUAAUGCUGGUGAUCAAUUGACACCUGAAGAAGCUGAAGUCAUAGCUUCUGUCUGUGAUGAUGAGGACGACAUUUUUGAUGAAAGCCAGUCAGUCCAUGACUCACAUGUAGCAAAUACUGUGCGAGUCAAGGCUAUUGAAGCUAUGGGUGCUCUAGGAGUUGAAGUCUCAGCUUCUGAGCUUCGGGAGGCAGAAAUGGUCAUGUACAAGAUUGCUGGGCUUGCAAAGAGAGUCAAUGAUACAGCUCAUCUGAAGGCCGAAUUCGAGAUUCUGGUUGAUGCAGCUGCUAAGGAUCCAAAUUCACCAAUAACUGGUGAAAAGCGAAGUCUUGACCGGCGUGUUUCAACUAGAUGGAACUCAGAUCUUGCUUGCCUCGAUGCAUACUUCCUAUUGUACUGUAUUAUUGAGAAGCUAACUGGUGUUAGAGACCAUAAGCUUCAGGGCUUUAUUCUCACUGAUAAUCAACGGCAUCUUGCUGAAGAACUUAGGGAUAUUCUCUUAGUUGUUGAGGGACCAACUCAGCUUUUCUCUCAAGCAGAGGUCCCUCUAAUUGCAGAGGUUAUACCUAUGUUCUUGGUAAUUCAACAAGCUCUCAAGAAAGCAAGUGAUGAUGACAAGUUACUCCCAAUUCUUCGGAUCUCAGCUUAUGCUGGACUCCUUGUCUGUAAGAAGUACUAUGCUCUUACAGAUGAGUGUGAAGCCUAUUAUAUUGCAAUAGUAAUGUCUCCGGACAAGAAGCUUAGCUGGUUCAUUACAAAUGGAUUCACUAUGGCUGAAGUUCAAGAAAUUCGGAAAAUGGCUAUUACAAGAUGGGAAGAAUCAUACAAGAAGUAUCAAUGUACCUUUUCUCAAGCAGUAACUCUCCAAAAUAACCAAAAUAUAGUAAGAUUUUCUUAA